CUGAAGGUCUGACCCCAGACAGAAGGCAAUGGGGCGCCAUGGCAGCAUUUCAAGUAGGUCUCGACACCCAUCUGUCCUAGAGCAGUGAGGGAAUGGAAGUGCAUUGGAACGAAGCCAAACUGGAGACAAAGAGAUCAGGGCAAAGAGAUGCCAUGGUCAUCCAGAAGAGAAGUGGCAAAGUCCCAGGCUGCAGGCAGCCGUGGUGGGAGUGGAGGGGAGGGACAGGAACAGGUUCCAAGGCAGGACCAGGAUGCAGAGCGCAUGUACUGAGCAUACACCAAGCACCUGGAUCUCUGCCCAUGCAGGGCUUACUUGGAUUCAGGCUCUGUAAGGGCAUAAUGAGAGCUCUGUGGACCAGGAGAGGAGGGGUCUGAUAUGGAGGCUGAAGAGGCAUUUGACAGAAGUAAGCUGGAAAGGGGGUACCGGGUCAGAGGACUGGCAUGAGCAAAGGCCCCAGCGUAGGACCUGGCCCUAGUGUACAUUUGGGAAUAAGCAAGCAGUGAGGAUGAGUGGAAGCCCUAGCUCAUAGAGCAGGACGAGGCUAAACGUGGCCGGGCAGGGGCUGAAAUUGUGGAGAGUAAGGUGUCCGCCUUUUCUUGUGCAUGAGAGAACACAGAAGGUCUCUGUCUGCCAGUCUCUCCCCUUUCAAUGGUCUCACUGUCAGAUCUCUUCCACUUUUAAAAGUGGGGCCGGGGCUGGGCUCGGUGGCUCACACCUAUAAUACCGGCAUUUUGGGAGGCUGAGACGGGCGGAUCAACUGAGGUCAGGAGUUCAAGACCAGCCUGGCCAAAAAUACAAAAUUAGCCAGGCAUGGUGGUGGGCGCCUGUAAUCCCAGCUGCUCAGGAGGCUGAGGCAGGAGAAUCGCUUGAACCCGGGAGGCGGAGGUUGCAGUGCGCCAAGAUCACACCAUUGCACUCCAGCCUGAGCGACAGAACUGGACUCCAUCUCAAAAGAAAUAAAAGGUGGGGAUGGGGAACAGCAAGAGGCCAUGACAUUGUCCCAGUGAGAAGGGGUAAAAACUGGAGCCCAGGGAAUGGCAAGAAAAGAUAAAGAGAAGACACAUUUGCAGAAGUAGAAUCUAUAGGAUUUGAAUGUAGAAGAUGAGAAAAAAGAGGCAGCAAAAAAUGCCCUAAAGGUGCGAUUAUACAGGGAAUGGUGGCUUCCCUGACAAACCCAAAAGUCAAGCAGAGGACACUGUUUGAGGAUAUAGCUGGCCGUGUGGUGAGUCUUUAUGUAAGACGGAUGAGGGUGGGUGGUGACUUGUUGCUUAGAAACUUCUUAUUUAUUUAUUUAUUCUUGACACAGAGUCUCACUCUGUUGCCCAGGCUGGAGUGCAAUGAUGUGAUCUCGGCACACUGUAACCUCCACUUCCUGGGUUCAAGCAAUUCUCCUACCUCAGCCUCUCGAGUAGCUGGGAUCACAGGCGCGUGCCACCAUGCCCAGCUAAGUUUUGUAUUUUUAGUAGAGACGGAGUUUCGCCAUGUUGCACAGGCUGGUCUUGAACUCUUGACCUCAAAUGAUCUGCCCACGUUGACCUCCCAAAGUCCUGGGAUUACAGACAUGAGCCACUGUGCCUAGCCAAGAAGCUUCUUAUUUUUACCCAUCAAUCACUAUGGGCCUGGCACAGCGGCUCACAUUUGUAAUCCCAACACUUUGAGAGGCCAAGGCAGGAGGAUUGACUGAGCUCAGAAGUUCAAGACCCCACUUCUACAAAAAAAAAAUUUUUUUUAAUGAGCCAGACUUGAUGGCAUGUGCCUGUGGUCCCAGCUACUUGGAAGGCUGAGCUAGGAGAACCGCUUGAGACGAGGAGGUUGAAGCUACAGUGAGCCAUGAUUGCACCACUGCACUCCAGCCCAGCCCACAGAGUGAGAGCCUUUCUUGAGGGGUGGGGAGGCAGAAGAAAGAGAAAGAGAGAGAGAGAGACCCUGUCUCAAACAGAAAAAAAAAAAAAAGCCAAACCCACCAAAAAACAAAAACAAAAAAUUACUAUGGGCCAUUCUGGGUGGGACUGAUGCACUGGAGGAAUAGAAAAGAGAAGGAAAAAUAGCCAUAGUCCAGCUGACCAGGGGCCUCCUUGACUGAUCCAAAGAGGUUCUAUUCAGGAGUCUAAAAUGUAAGCAUAACACACCCCUAAAACUUACCUGAGUCUCUUUUCAGAGGCCAAGGUGGGAGGAUUGCUUGAGUCCAGGAGUUCAAAACCAGCCUGGACAGCACAGUGAGAUCCCUGUCUCUACAAAAUAUAAAAAGUUAGCCAGGAGUGGUGGUGCACACCUGUAGUCCCUGCUAUUUGGGGGGCUGAGGCAGGAGGAUCGCUUGAGCCUGAGGGAUCGAGGCUGCAGUGAGCCAUCCACGAUAGUGCCGUUGUGCCUCUGCACUCCAGCCUGGGUGACAGAGUGAAACCCUAUUAAAGAAAAAGAAGCCCUGAUUCUGGUCACAGCAUGCCCAUUUGCAAACUGUCCAGCCCGAGGGGCAGCCUAGGCCAAAGGACAGGACAAAAUCUGGGAGCCGGAGUGAGAGAGUUCGUUUCCACCGAGCUUUGUUUGGUUUGUCUGUUUAUUAAACCCAAGGCUGGCGGCUGCUUCUUGCUGCGGUUUAUUAAUAGUCAUUCCCACACAGGCUCCUCAGGGGCAGCCGGGGAAGCCAGUCCCAGGGCACAGGCUGGCAUCACACUCUGCCUCUGAGGGGCCCCAGGCAGUCUGAGGCAGCCCUGGGGACAUGAGAGCUUCCUUUCCCAGCCGCUUUCCUGGGAAGUAAACCUCAUCGUCGCUUCUUCUGGUGUUGGGGAUGCCGGACUCAGCUUCCGUGGGGGCAGAGGAUGCCAAGGAUGGACAUGAGAAUCGGGAGAGGCUCCAACAUCCCCCAGGAAACCGAGGCCCCAGGGAGGCAGGAAAAACCAGCUCCAGGUGGCCGGCAGAGUUGGAGGCAGAGCUGGGACUCGAAUCCUGUUUUCCCAGGGCCUCCUGAGGACAGGAACCUUUCCCCGUGUUCCCUCGGAGGGCAACCGUUGUUACUGUCGCCAAGAAUGGAGGCGGUAGCGUCAGACCUAGACUUUCUUGCACUGUAUUGUGGCUCUUCCAGCAGCAGGCAGGGAGCCAGCAGGGCACACGGACCCAGCCAUGGUGACCUAGAUUCUGGGUUCAGGGGUGGAGACUUCUUUGUUAUUGGGGUGCCCUGAGUCAGGCUGUUCUGUAGCACACCCCAGGUAAUAGAGGUGCUCGCUGCAUACCACUGGGCGGGCAGCCUGGGCAAAGGGACAACUGUUUGCCACCCAUGCCAGUGAGCAGUGGGUGCAGACACCCACCCAGAGGCACCUGCUGCGAUGCACGCAGCGCCCAUGGAACCCGAGGCUGCCAGCCGCCGCCCUGGAGACCCCAGAGACAGGCGGGCGGGCGGGCGGGCGGCAGAUGCGUGUGCCCCUCGGGGCAGCGUGGCUGGCGGGGCGCGCCCUAAAGGACAGUGGCACGGGGAGCGCGCCGCGAGCGGAGGGGCACCGGCGGGCGCGCAGGAGUUAGCGAACUGACUCGGAGGCGCCGGGCGGACGCAUGGUCGCGCCGAGGACCGCAGGGCGGCACAGACGGGCACACACCGCGCAGAGGCGCAGGCUCUGAGGCCUCCCGGGCGUAGGCAGCCAACUCCCGCCCGCGGCACGGGGAGGGGCGGGCCACAGGGGCGGGGCGGCGCCGUCCGGGCCCUCCCUCUGCCCCGCCUCCGGUCAGCGCCCUUGGCCGCCGGCGCGUUGUUGGUUUCGGGUUGUCAAGCAGCAGGCGAGGCUUCGGGCAGCAGGUGGACGCGACCCGGCGGCGGUGGGGGUGCGGCUGGGCCAUGCCCGGUGGCGCGCCCUGAGCCCCUCCACCUGCUGCAAGGAUGAAGGACAGCGGGGACUCCAAGGACCAGCAACUCAUGGUGGCACUCCGGGUCCGGCCCAUUAGCGUGGCAGAGCUGGAGGAAGGAGCCACCCUUAUCGCCCAUAAAGUGGAUGAGCAGAUGGUGGUUCUCAUGGAUCCCAUGGAGGAUCCCGACGACAUCCUGCGGGCACAUCGCUCCCGGGAGAAGUCCUACCUGUUCGACGUGGCCUUUGACUUCACUGCCACCCAGGAGAUGGUGUAUCAGGCCACCACCAAGAGCCUCAUCGAAGGCGUCAUCUCAGGCUACAAUGCCACUGUCUUUGCCUAUGGCCCCACAGGCUGUGGGAAAACCUACACCAUGCUGGGCACAGAUCACGAGCCUGGCAUCUACGUUCGAACCCUCAAUGACCUCUUCCGUGCCAUCGAGGAGACCAGCAAUGAUAUGGAGUAUGAGGUGUCCAUGUCCUACCUGGAGAUCUACAAUGAGAUGAUCCGGGACCUGCUGAACCCCUCCCUGGGCUACCUGGAGCUGCGGGAGGACUCCAAGGGGGUUAUCCAGGUGGCCGGCAUCACUGAAGUCUCCACCAUCAAUGCCAAGGAGAUCAUGCAGCUGCUGAUGAAGGGGAACCGGCAGAGGACCCAGGAGCCCACGGCCGCCAACCAGACGUCCUCCCGCUCCCAUGCAGUGCUGCAGGUGGCCGUGCGCCAGCGCAGCCGGGUCAGGAACAUCUUGCAGGAGGUGCGGCAGGGCCGCCUGUUCAUGAUCGACCUGGCUGGCUCGGAGCGCGCCUCCCAGACACAGAAUCGUGGGCAGCGCAUGAAGGAGGGGGCCCACAUCAACCGCUCACUGCUGGCUCUGGGUAACUGCAUCAACGCCCUGAGUGACAAAGGCAGCAACAAGUACAUCAACUAUCGCGACAGCAAGCUCACCCGGCUCCUGAAGGACUCCCUGGGGGGAAACAGCCGCACAGUGAUGAUCGCUCACAUCAGCCCUGCGAGCAGUGCCUUCGAGGAGUCCCGGAACACCCUGACCUACGCCGGCCGGGCCAAGAACAUUAAGACUAGGGUGAAACAGAACCUGCUGAGCGUCUCCUACCACAUCGCCCAGUACACCAGCAUCAUCGCUGACCUGCGAGGCGAGAUUCAGAGACUCAAGUGCAAGAUCGACCAGCAGGCUGGGCGGGGCCAGGCCCGGGGCCGGCAGGAACGGGGUGACAUCCGCCACAUCCAAGCCGAGGUCCAGCUGCACAGCGGGCAGAGUGAGCAGGCCGGCAUGGGACAGCUUCGGGAGCAGCUCGUCAGCGCCUUCCAGGAGCAGAUGGAUGUGCGCAGGCGCCUGCUGGAGCUGGAGAACCGAGACAUGGAAGUCCAGAUUGACACCUCCCGACACCUCCUCACCAUUGCUGGCUGGAAGCAUGAGAAGUCCCGCCGGGCCCUCAAAUGGCGGGAGGAGCAGCGGAAGGAGUGUUACAGUAAGGACGACAGCGAGAAGGACUCAGACACAGGCGAUGACCAGCCAGACAUCCUGGAGCCACCCGAGGUGGCCACAGCCCGGGAGAGCAUUGCAGCCCUGGUGGGGGAGCAGAAGCAGCUUCGAAAGCAGAAGCUGGCGCUGGAGCAGCGCUGCCGGGAACUGCGUGCACGGGGCCGGCGCCUGGAGGAGACACUGCCGCGGCGCAUCGGCUCGGAGGAGCAGCGCGAGGUGCUCAGCCUGCUGUGCCGCGUGCAUGAGCUGGAGGUGGAGAACACCGAGAUACAGUCGCACGCGCUGCUCCGGGACGGCGCGCUCCGCCACCGCCGCGAAGCCGUGCGCCGCCUGGAGCAGCACCGCAGCCUCUGCGACGAGAUCAUCCAGGGCCAGCGGCAGAUCAUCGACGACUACAACCUGGCCGUCCCACAGCGCCUGGAGGAGCUCUACGAAGUGUACCUGCGGGAGCUGGAGGAGGGCAGCCUGGAGCGGGCCACCAUUAUGGACCAACUGGCCUCCAGGGCCCUGCAGGGCAGCUCCUUGCCCAAAAUUACCCCAGCAGGAACCUCGCUGACCCCGGAUUCUGACCUGGAGAGUGUGAAGACAUUGAGCUCUGAUGCCCAGCGCUUGCAGAACAGCACCCUCCCUCCCCUCAGCACAGAGAGUGAAGGCCACCACGUGUUCAAGACUGGUACUGGGGCCUGGCAGGCAAAAAGCUCCUCUGUGCCCACCCCACCUCCCAUCCAGCUCGGCAGCCUGGUGACCCAGGAGGCCCCCGCUCAGGACUGCCUGGGCAGCUGGAGCAACUCUUCGCCCGACAGCAGCGAGAACCUAUCAGAGAUCCCCUUGUCCCGCAAAGAGAGGAAGGAGAUCCUGACUGGCACAAAGUGCAUCUCGGUGAAGGCUGCCCGGCGGCGCUCGCGGGCUCUGGGCACCAGGGGACGACACCUGCUGGCACCCGCGACAGAGCGCAGUAGCUUGUCCUUGCACUCUCUGAGUGAGGGUGACGAUGGGCGGCCACCAGGCCCGCUGGCCUGCAAGCGUCCGCCAAGCCCCACGCUGCAGCACGCUGCCAGUGAGGACAACCUUUCCAGCAGCACAAGCGAGGCCCCAUCCCGGGCUGUCGGGCAUCAUGGGGAUGGCCCCGGGCCCUGGUUGCGUGGCCAGAAGAAAAGCCCGGGCAAGAAAAGGGAAGACUCACUGGAGGCAAAAAGAAGGAAGCGGAGGUCUCGAUCCUUUGAGGUCACUGGGCAAGGACUCUCCCGUCCCAAGACACACCUCCUGGAGCCCCAUCAGGCAGAACGCACCUCAGACCACAGGAUGCCAGCAGGCAGCCACCCAGCCCCUGGCCUCAGGCAUCUUGGAAAGGUCACACUACCUUUGGCCAAAGUCAAACUCCCUCCAAGCCAGAACACGGGCCCUGGGGACUCCUCACCCCUGGCUGCUCCCCCCAAUCCAGCUGGUGGUUCUCGACGGGCUACCCGUGGACCUCGCCUGCCCCACAGCGCAAGCACCCAUGGCAAAGAUGGAUGCUCCCGGCAUAAUUGAGGAGCCCUGCCUGGAACCGGCUCUCUUGCCCCCCAGACUGAAUGGGGGCUAGCAGGAAAUGGGAGGUGGAGGCUGGGUAGAUGGGGAUGGCCAGGAGGAUGAGCAUGAGCUCAGGAUCUCAGCAGGCCGGGGCUUCUGAGACCCAGGAACUGGGGUGUCUGUCCAACCCUCCCAUGCUUUCAGUGCCACCGGGGAAAAGAGGUGAGGCCAGGGGACAUGGUCAGGAAGGCUGGGCUCCCUGGCCUCCUAGCCCUGGACAGAAUGCUAUUGCCAAAACCCAGCACAGACCUGAGGCCACCCUUGGCCUUGGAAAUGGGGGAAAGCAGCUGGCAGUGAGACGGGGCUCCUGGCCCACGUCUGGUGCACGGGCAUUCUGGAUCGUUGGGGAGGUGCUGACAGGCACUUCACGUAUGACAAUUGGGGAUGUGGGUGGGGAAGAAAUCUGGUUUUGUUACUUGGCAGUGGCUUUUUCUACCCCUUCCUUUUUAACAAUAAAAUCCCUUUUGGGCCUUGA
Messenger RNA from Callithrix jacchus (white-tufted-ear marmoset), 7376 nucleotides. RefSeq names its product kinesin family member 19 (gene KIF19). NCBI's taxonomy places the organism in Eukaryota, Metazoa, Chordata, Mammalia, Primates, Cebidae. Gene Ontology annotation, molecular function: microtubule motor activity; ATP binding; microtubule binding. The record is from RefSeq and is a predicted model, not a curated record. Gene Ontology annotation, biological process: microtubule-based movement.